Arvicanthis niloticus (Nile rat) is the source of this 2422-nucleotide messenger RNA. NCBI's taxonomy places the organism in Eukaryota, Metazoa, Chordata, Mammalia, Rodentia, Muridae. The record is from RefSeq and is a predicted model, not a curated record.
CACUGGCCUCAAAGACCUGAUCUGAUACUCUGAUGAGACCCACCUCAGGCUGUGCACCCCCAGAAAAUGAGCCAGCUGUGGUGAAGCUGGAGGACUCUGACAACAACAACGAUGAGAGAGAAGAUACAUUGUGGGACCCAGGCCCUGAGGCUGCACGUCUACGCUUCAGGUGCUUUCGGUAUGAGGAUGCAAUAGGUCCUCAGGAAGCCCUGGCCCGGCUCCGAGAACUGUGUCACCAGUGGCUACGCCCAGAGAUACACUCCAAGGAACAGAUGCUGGAACUCUUGGUGCUGGAGCAGUUCCUUGGUGCACUGCCUCCUGAGAUCCAGGCCCAUGUGCAAGGGCAGUGGCCAGGCAGCCCUGAAGAGGCUGCUGCCUUGGUUGACAGAUUUCGAUGGGAGCUUGAUGGACCUCGGAAAUGGGUCACAGUCCAGGUGCAGGGCAAGGAAGUCCUAUCAGAGAAGAUGGAACCCUCCAGCUUCCAGGCUAGACCUCACAUCAACCUUCAGACUCCAGAGCCUGGGGCUGAGACUCCCCCAGAUGCCAUGCAGGAAUUGCCGCUGAACUCACAAAUGAAAGAGGAGACAGAGUUGAUGGAGAAUCCAGAGCUCCUGGAGUCUGGGCCUCUUCCUGCCCUUCAAGAGGCUGCAGCCACUCUCCUACGUAAGGAGGCCCAGGGCCAUGGGACAGCACUGGACCAGACCUCACCUCACAGCGACACUGAGCCUGAUGUGCCCCCAUGGAGCGAAGACCCUAUGCCCCUGUGGCAUGAGGAAGUAGGUGCCAUCUUUUCACCAGGGUUUACGCUGCAGAUGGACAGCAUCACGGCAGAGCCAGAAUCGAUGAGCCCCCACCUCCAUGUCCCCUGGGAUCUGAACAUGGCUAGCCUUUCUGGACAGAUGCAGUCCCCUACCAGAGAAGGUGGCUCUGCCCAUGCCCUGGUACUCCCCAGCGACCCAGGAGGCGAACAGGACCCUGCCUGCGAGGAUCUCUGCCCUAGUGUGGGCCCAGCACUGGUGGCGACUCGCUGGUAUGCCCCAAGGGGCCGGAGCCAAAACCACCCUAGCACAGGGACUGGAGUGAUGCGAGGCGGCUGCUGCGACGUGUGUGGCAAGGUGUUCAGCCAGCGAAGCAAUUUGCUGCGGCACCGGAAGAUCCACACAGGCGAGAGACCGUUUGUGUGUGGCGAGUGUGGCCGCAGCUUCAGCCGCAGCUCUCACCUGUUGCGCCACCAGCUCACGCAUACUGAGGAACGGCCUUUCGUGUGCCGCGACUGUGGCCAGGGCUUUGUGCGCAGCGCCCGCCUGGAGGAGCACCGGCGCGUGCACACGGGCGAGCAACCGUUCCGCUGCGCAGAGUGCGGUCAGAGUUUUCGGCAGCGCUCCAACCUACUGCAGCACCAGCGCAUCCACGGCGACCCGCCCGGUCCGGCGCCGUCCAUCCUGCCCCUCGCCGGAGUCCCCGAGCCCCCGGGCCCUUUCCCGUGCAGCGAGUGCUGCGAGAGCUUCCCGCGACGCUCUGUGCUACUCGAGCACCAGGCGGUGCACACCGGGGACAAGUCCUUCGGAUGCGUGGAGUGCGGCGAGCGCUUCGGCCGCCGCUCAGUGCUGCUGCAGCACCGGCGCGUGCACAGCGGCGAUCGGCCCUUCGCUUGUGCCGAGUGCGGCCAAAGCUUCCGGCAGCGCUCCAACCUCACCCAGCACCGGCGCAUCCACACCGGCGAGCGGCCCUUCGCCUGCGCCGAAUGUGGCAAGGCCUUCCGCCAGCGGCCCACGCUAACACAGCACCUGCGUGUGCACACGGGUGAGAAGCCUUUCGCGUGUCCCGAGUGCGGCCAACGCUUCAGCCAGCGACUCAAGCUCACGCGCCACCAAAGGACCCAUACGGGCGAGAAGCCCUACCGCUGUGGUGAGUGCGACCUCGGCUUCACGCAGGUGUCCCGGCUCACCGAGCACCAGCGCAUCCACACCGGGGAGCGGCCCUUCGCCUGUCCCGAAUGUGGCCAGAGCUUCCGGCAGCACGCCAACCUCAUCCAGCACCGACGCAUCCAUACGGGCGAGCGGCCCUACGCGUGCCCCGAGUGUGGCAAGGCCUUCCGCCAGCGGCCCACGCUCACGCAGCACCUGCGCACCCACCGGCGCGAAAAGCCCUUCGUCUGCCAGGACUGUGGCCGCCGCUUCCACCAGAGCACCAAGCUCAUCCAGCACCAGCGUGUCCACAGCACUGAGUAGCUGUACAGCACCGAGCAGGUCAAAACACCUACAGGGUUGGUGUGAGGCUGGCAUCACCCAACAGGCCCGAGUAGAGCCUGGGCUUCAGUAGUGCUCAAUAAAUAGAUGAUGCUUCCCCAACCUGGACAGUUCCUCUGCCCACCUUACCGCUGUUUCCAUGCCGGUAUAAGCUCUGCACGCAAGGCUUCCAG